Molecule: messenger RNA, 2713 nt
Organism: Camelina sativa (false flax)
Lineage: Eukaryota; Viridiplantae; Streptophyta; Magnoliopsida; Brassicales; Brassicaceae
Source: RefSeq, a predicted model, not a curated record
UCAGGCGAACACAAAAAAAAAAUGUUGGCUAGGGUUUUCAGAUCUGAAUCAUCAUCCUCCUCUGUUGGUGCUUCAGCUAGAUUGAUCAGCAGCAGCAGCACGAGAUUCACUCAUCGUCGCGUCUCCCAGAAAGGUAUGGUUUCAUCAAAGCGUCUACCUUUCGAAGGAGAGAGUUUGACAUUAGGAAGUGUUUCUCAUUAUAUCGAAACCUUAGAUAAUGCAAUUGAAUUGUUCGAUGAUAUGGUUCGAUCUCGUUCCUUCUAUUCGGCUGUGGAUUUCAAUAAACUUAUGUGUGUCAUCGUCAGAAUGAAUCGUCCCGAUGUUGUGAUUUCUCUCUAUCAGAAGAUGGAACUGUUGUUACCUGAUGAUCUCUCAGUUGAUAUUUACAGCUUCAAUAUUCUGAUAAAAUGUUUCUGCAGCUGUCAUGAAUUGUAUUUUGCUUUGUCCACACUGGGCAAGAUCUGUAAACUUGGUUUCCACCCUGAUGUUGUUACGUUUAACACGCUGAUUCAUGGGUUAUGUCUCCAAGAUCAGAUUUCUGAAGCCUUGGCUUUGCUUGAUCGAAUGGUGGAAGAAGGUCAUCAACCUAACCGGAUAACUUACGGAACUAUUGUAAAUGGGAUGUGUAAGAUUGGUGACACUGACUCUGCCUUGAAUCUGCUUAGGAAUAUGGAGGAAAGCCACAUCAAACCCCAUACUGCUAUCUAUAACUCUAUCAUUGAUCGUCUUUGCAAAGACGGGCAAUACAGUGAUGCUCAGAAUCUUUUCACUGAAAUGCAGGAAAAAAGGAUUUUUCCCAAUGUGAUUACUUACAGCUGUAUGAUACAUUGUUGUUGUAUCUCGGGUAGAUGGAGUGAUGCUGAGGGACUUCUCCAUGAUAUGAUUGAAAGGAGAAUCAAUCCUAACAUUUUCACUUUCAAUACUUUGGUUUAUGCGUUUGUCAACGAAGGGAAGUUCUCUGAGGCUCAAGAGUUAUACGAGGAGAUGCUCCGUAGGGAUAUAAAUCCUAAUGCAGUUACCUAUAGUUCAAUCAUCAGUGGGCUUUGCAAACGUAACCGUCUCGAGGAUGCCAAGCGCAUGUUUGACUUGAUGGAAACCAAGGGCUGCUCUCCGGACGUAGUCACUUUCACUACUCUCAUAGACGGAUGUUGUAGGGCUAAGAGGGUAGAUGACGGAAUGGAACUUCUCCGUGAGAUGUCUAGAAGAGGACUAGUUCCUGAUAUAUUUACUUAUAGCACUCUUAUUCACGGGUUCUGUCAGGUGGGCGACCUUAAUGCUGCUCAAGAUCUUCUCAGUGAAAUGAUAUCUCGUGGUUUGCGCCCUAAUGUCGUAACUCAUAGUAUUGUGUUGCAUGGUUUUUGUGUUAAUGGUAAGCCUGAAAAGGCGUGGAAAUUAUUUAAGGCUAUGCAAAAGAGUGGUAUGGUCCUUGAUAUUCGUGCUUAUAACAUCAUGAUCCAUGGAAUGUGCAAGGCUAGUAAGGUGGACGAAGCAUGGCAUUUAUUCACUAGUCUCCCCCUCAGUGGUUUGCAACCUGAUGUUCAAACUUACAGUAUAUUGAUCAGCGCAUAUGCCAAAGAAGGGAACUUUUCAAGGGCUGAAUAUUUCUACUUGGAGAUGCUCAGAAAAGGUGUAGUCCCCAAUACUGUUACCUAUACCUCAAUGGUUGAUGGACUCUGCAAACAGAACCGCCUAGAUGAGGCCAAAGAGAUGUUUGAUUCAAUGGCUGACAAGAGGUGCUCCCCCAAUGUAGUGACCUUUACCACACUCAUUAAUGGCUAUUGUAAGGCCGAAAAGGUUUACGACGGGAUGGAGCUAGCCUGCGAGAUGUACCAAAGAGGAAUAGUUGGUGAUUCAAUUACUUACCGCAUUUUGAUUGAUGGGUUCUAUCGAGUGGGUGAUUUUAAUGGCGCCCUAGACAUUGUCGAGGAGAUGAUUACCAGUGGUGUUUGUCCUGAUACCAACACAUUUUACAAUAUGCUGGUCGGUUUAUGUAAUAAGGAGGCACAAAAUGCAUUGGCAGUAUUUGAGGAUCUGUGCAAGAGUGUGGGUCAUCAAUUGGAGGGUGCAUGAUAGAAUAGAAGACUAUUCACAUUUUUGUCUUUAGCAGCAAAGCUUCCAUGCCAAUAUUCUAAUUUGAUUUCUUUGCUGCUACGCAUGAUGCAUAUAAAUGCAGGUUUUUGUAGAUUCUGUUUAUGAUAAGUUCAAUUUUGGAAAUGUGAAUAUUCUUUUGAUGUUUACUCUUUUCAUGCUUAUUGAGCCAUUUCGGUACUCUCAGUCUGGAACUUGAGUUGUCAAAGUGGCUUCAUCAUGCAAUGCUGAAGAAGCUUGUACCUUACCUUCUCUAUGAAAUUCAGAAAUGCUCCAUAUGAUCUGGAUGAGAAAUCCAAGGAUCUGUUGCAAGAACCAGAAGUGAUUUCAGAUAUCAUGAGCAAUGGUCUAAGCUAUUGGAUUGAGAGCCCAUAUAUACCAUUGGCCAACCGUUAUAGUUUCAGAACUGGAGGAGAUGUAUACUUGUUACAUUGCAUAGACCGGAAGUGCCAUAGCCACGGACUUUAACAAGAACCCCAAAAAUGAGCUAAACAUUUCAUAUUACACAUUUCUGAUUUCGUACCUUUUUGAUGUACUUCAUAAAAUAUGUUAUUGGCUUUUACACCCCCACAUAUAAUUGUUAUUUUUGUGUAAUUUAGAGGAAAAAACAUUAUUUGAAAGGUAA